AUUUUAGAACAUCUUUGAUGUUUAGUUUUGCCGCUUUUUUCAUUAAUGAUAACAGCCAACCGAUAAGUUAAAACUUAAAAGCUUACAAUUUUACAUUAUUAUAGAAAUAUUUGUAUGAAUAAAAAGAUCGUGCUGUCAGCUGUCAUCUUAUCGAGUAGUUAGUAUAGAUACUUCUAUAAUUUUAUUUUAUUUAAAAAAAAAUAAUGUAUUGUGAUAAAGUUAUUGAAUUAUUGAAGGAGUUGGAACGUUCUCGUGAAGACACUAUACCACCAUACAAUAAUGAUGGAAUCAAUCAAGUGCUUUCUGAGAUGAAAACUUUAGAUGCAGAAAUUAUAGAUUUCUUGCGCACACAAAAAGAUAAUUUGCCAUUGGAUGCUAUUCGUUUACGCCGUGCAGCUAUAGAAAGAAAUAAAAGAUGUUUGUUGACAUACAUUUGGACUAGAAUACAACGAUUAAAAGAAAUGAGAUGGGAGAUAGGAGCUAUUUUACCAUCAGAUGUAAGACAAAAUCUUUCACAAUCAGAGAUAGAAUGGUUUAAUAACUAUUGUAAAACUUUAGUCUCGUAUAUGAAGACUAUAGGACCAGAUACUGGACUCAACUUAACUCAGGACACUAAACCUCCUAAAUCACUUUAUACUGAAGUAAGAAGUUUGGUGGAUGCUGGUAAAUUAGAAUUAGAAAGUGGAGAAGUUUUGAUUUUACGAAAAAAUAGUCAGUAUAUGUUAUCAAGAUCACAAGCUGAGCCACUUAUUCGUCAGGGUGUAUUGGAACAAGUCAGACAAUAAUUUAAUACACAACAUAUUGAAAUUAUAUACAUGUAUAUUAAUUAUCAUGGUAGUAAACAAUAAAUAUUAAUUAAAUCCAUCUUGUAAAUGUUAAUAAUAUUUCAGUAAAAAUGUAAAUUUUAAAAUAUAAACAAUUUUACUUAAAAUUAAUUUUAUAUUUUUUAUAUAUUCUACAUUAUACUUAUUAGUUAUUAUUAUUUUUGUAUCUAUUCUUAUAAAUUAUAAGUUAUAUUUAUAUUAAUUAACUGUUCACUUUUACUCCAUUGGUUUUUGGGCUUGUCCCGUAUUUAUGAACAAAAUAAAAUUAAACAACCACUAACCAUUAUAAUAUAGUAUUACAAAUAAUGAAUUCACACAUAAUAUACAUUAUAACAUAAAAUACAAUUUGUAUGAAAUAAUAAAAAAUAACCAACUAAUACUUAGAUGAUAUUUUUAACCUUUGUUCUAAUAAUCCAAAAGUAUUACUUGAAUUUGAAUACUUAAAAGAAUGCCUUGAUUUUAUUUUCUAUUAAUAAAAAUGUUAAAUUACAAAAAUAUUAUUAAUUUGCUAAUACAGUAUUUUAAAUUUUUAUUAUAAUUAAUCAGAAUUUAUGUCUGAAUAUUUUAAUUCUAACGAUUUAGUACCAAAUAAAAUAAUAAUUAAUUAGGAUUAACUAUCGUCUAUCCCAUGAUAUCUACUAUGUUUCAUGUCACUUGGCCUCUAAUCUGGAUUUAGUAGGAUUUAAUCCAAAAGUACAGAAUAUACCGAUAUUGUGGAGAUACCAGAUUUACGCCACAAAAAUCUUAAUGUUAAUAAUUAUUUUUAAGCAUAUAUAUUCAUUUUUAUAAUCAAGCAUUUUGACCCAAUGAAUAAAAUUUUAUUGACAUUUAUAGAAUAAAAAACUAAAAAAAAAAAUAAAAAUUUCAAUUGUCUGUAAAUUAAAGAUAUUCUGCAUUUAAAUCACAAAUAUAUAAUACUAUAACAUUAUGUAUUAGUAUAUUACCUACUAUACUAUACUAUACUAUACUAUAAUUUAAUUACUAGUAUACUAGUCAGGGAUGGAUCCAGCGGAGGGGGCUAGGGUUAUUAUAACAAAUAAACAAAAUCUAAACUUCUUUUCAUAUUGUCACUAAUGUAUAUAAAAUAGUCAAUUAUUUAUUUAUCACAUCUAUGUUCUAUACCUACUAUAAUGUCAACAUUGUUAAAUUAAGAAUAAAGUAUUAUAUUUUAUUAUAAUUGUAUGUGUUGUAAAAAAUUGUUGCCCCCCCCAAGAUCUUUGCUCUGGAUCACGAUUUAAGAUAUAUGUAUCUUAAAUCGAGCUCUGGAUCCGUACCUGAUACUAUUUUAUACACAGAUCACAGAAUACAUCUAUAUACUAACUUUACUAGAUAA
Messenger RNA from Metopolophium dirhodum (rose-grain aphid), 2157 nucleotides. RefSeq names its product DNA replication complex GINS protein PSF1-like. Lineage: Eukaryota; Metazoa; Arthropoda; Insecta; Hemiptera; Aphididae. The transcript has 6 exons. Bases 204 to 785 code for a protein of 193 amino acids. Gene Ontology annotation, biological process: DNA strand elongation involved in mitotic DNA replication; DNA replication. The record is from RefSeq and is a predicted model, not a curated record. Gene Ontology annotation, cellular component: GINS complex.